AUGUCGCGGAAGGAAGGAGAAGAAGGUAGUUCUAAGUUGGUUGAGGCUAACUGCCUCUUCUUUAUGCAGCUUCAUCUUCUGUAUUGCCUGAAAUGCAAGAAUAUGCUCGCGGGUGGCAUAGAUACAUCAGGAGCAUCAGUGGAAUGGGCAUUUCAAGAAUUGAUUAGAAAGCCACUGAUCAUAAAAAAGGCGAUGGAGGAGCUGGAUAGAGUGAUUGGAAGGGAGAGAUGGGUAGAAGAGAGAGACUUUUCGCAACUACCAUAUAUGGAAGCAAUCAUCAAAGAAAAGUUUAGGUUGCAUCCACUUUGCACAUUGCUCCCACCCCAUUAUUCCAUGGAAGAUUGCAAUGUGGCUGGGUACGAGGUACCAAGUGGAACAACUGUUCUAGUUAAUGCGUGGUCUAUAGGCAGGAAUCCUAAGUAUUGGGACAAGGCUGAUGAGUUUUUUCCCGAAAGAUUUUUAGAGAGAGAUGCUGAUAUAAAUAGACAAGAUUUUGCACUUUUACCAUUUGGGUCAGGUAGGAGACGAUGUCCUGGGUAUAGUCUUGGAAUGAAGGUUGUUCGAACAACAUUAGCCAAUCUAUUACAUGGAUUUAAAUGGAAAUUGGAGGAAGACAUGAGGCUAGAGGAUAUAUCCAUGGAAGAGGUUUAUGGCUUGACUACUCAUCCAAAAUUUCCUUUGUCUUUCAACAUUGAGCCUAGGCUUCCCACCCAUCUUUACUAA
Ipomoea nil (Japanese morning glory) is the source of this 723-nucleotide messenger RNA. Its product is annotated as cytochrome P450 98A2-like. Gene Ontology annotation, molecular function: oxidoreductase activity, acting on paired donors, with incorporation or reduction of molecular oxygen; heme binding; monooxygenase activity. The coding region runs from base 1 to 723 and encodes 240 amino acids. The record is from RefSeq and is a predicted model, not a curated record. NCBI's taxonomy places the organism in Eukaryota, Viridiplantae, Streptophyta, Magnoliopsida, Solanales, Convolvulaceae. The transcript has 3 exons.